CUCCAAUGACAAGCAAUUUAACCAGCCCAGGAGACAGGAAUAACAGCAGUGUUAUGGCUGAUUCGGCCAUUGAUGACUUCCUCCAACCGGGAGAAGGAAAGAUACCACUUGUUGAAGGACAUACACUUUUUGUCAAUGCCACCAAAUUGCAUAUAAUGCGGAGGAAAGCCCAAAAAGUUCCCAGCAAAAUGCUACGGUCAUUGCUGGACUACUAUUUUGAUACUGAAGUUUUGAGAACACAUUCAGCAACUGGAGAGAAGUCAAGCAAACCUCCAUUGCCGCAUACCAUCAUAGAACCCAUUAGAGAAUAUGUGAUGAUGAAUUUUAAAGUCGACCCAACCCAGAUCAACAUAAUGAUCAACAGAAAGUGCCUGGAUGCCAAGAGAAAGACAAAACACUAGACAAAUUCUACUGUGAUUGAUGUUUUUAUGGACCAUUUUAAAACCUUCUACUAGUGUGUUUAUGUGCGUGACAUUCUACCACAAGCCCUCCACCUCUGGGCCGUGGUUAAGAUAUGUUUGGAUGGACACAGUUUGGAUACAGCUUUUUCCCUCCUUGCAACACAAUUUUGGACCACUUAA
Messenger RNA from Pecten maximus, 581 nucleotides. RefSeq lists its product as uncharacterized. Gene Ontology annotation, molecular function: DNA binding. The transcript is spliced from 3 exons. Lineage: Eukaryota; Metazoa; Mollusca; Bivalvia; Pectinida; Pectinidae. The coding region runs from base 6 to 401 and encodes 131 amino acids. The record is from RefSeq and is a predicted model, not a curated record.